AUGUAUGAAGGAAUCGACGUCAAAGUAAAAUUUGAAGGUAAAGAGCUGGACAGCGACCUCAAUACUAUUGGAGAUUAUUUUGAUGGGCAACCUACUGCUAAACACAUCCACAUAAUCGUGGAACCACCAUCGCCCGCCACCACUGAAAAAAGAAAACUGCCCACCAUCACCC
Ambispora gerdemannii is the source of this 172-nucleotide messenger RNA. NCBI's taxonomy places the organism in Eukaryota, Fungi, Glomeromycota, Glomeromycetes, Archaeosporales, Ambisporaceae. The record is from the annotation of a GenBank genome assembly.